Molecule: messenger RNA, 1827 nt
Organism: Nicotiana attenuata
Lineage: Eukaryota; Viridiplantae; Streptophyta; Magnoliopsida; Solanales; Solanaceae
Exons: 4
Coding region: 1-1827 (608 amino acids)
Molecular function (GO): nucleic acid binding
Source: RefSeq, a predicted model, not a curated record
AUGAAGUCGGACCCAAGCACAAGGAAGUCAAACGUCCUGUGUGAGUUCCAUCAGGAAAGGGGACACAAAACCGAGGACUGCAUAGGUCUGCGGCAGGAAGUAGUAAGGAUGUUAAAUCAGGGAUACCUGAAAGAACUGUUGAGCGACAGAGGACGAGCCAACUUCGCUCGAGGGCGCGAUCAACCUCAAGGACCUCCAAAGCCACCAUCACCAGCUCGUACCAUACAAAUGAUCAUUGGCGGCGGCGAUGACACGCAUCCGAGGCGAGCCACGUACCGCCCAAGAAUUCUACCGGAUCGCCCAAGAUUGCACACACACCAAACAACUAAAAGGGGCAAUUGCGGAAGCAUAGCAAUCAGCCAUGUCGGAACCAAACCCGACACACAAGUAGAGGCCAUCAAAGACUCGGACGUCGUAGAAGCUUGCAAGGCAACCAUAGAAGAUCUCAAUCCCAUCCAAUUGGAUGACACCGAUAGCAGAAAAAAAGCUUAUGUUGGACACAACCUCUCGGAGCCAGGUAAGUAUCGAGAGUUUUUGGCUAACAACGCCGAUUUGUUUGCUUUUUCCCACUCAGAUAUGCCAGGAAUCCCAAGGUAUAUCGCCACACACAGGUUGAAUGUCGAUCCGCUUUAUCCGCCGGUAUGGCAAAUGAGGAGGAAGUUCAAUGCCGCGAUCAAUGAGGCGGUCAGCGAGGAGGUUGACAAGUUACUCGCCAACGGUUCCAUCAGAGAAUCGGAAUACCCCCAAUGGGUCGCCAAUGUGGUCAUGGUCAAAAAGAAGAACGGGAAAUGGCGAAUGUGUGUCGACUUCACCGAUCUAAACAAAGCAUGCCCGAAGGACUCUUUCCUACUACCUCACAUCGACCAACUUGUCGAUGCAACAGCUGGGCACGAACUGCUGAGCUUCCUGGACGCCUACUCCGGUUAUAACCAAAUUCUAAUGGCUGAAGAAGAUCAAGAAAAGACCACUUUCAUCACCCACCGAGGAACGUACUGCUAUAAGGUGAUGUCAUUCGGGAUUAAGAAUGCAAGGGCCACGUAUCAAAGGUUAGUCACCAAAAUGUUCAAAGAACAACUCGGUAAGACAAUGGAGGUUUACAUCGAUGACAUGCUAGUGAAGUCGACAAAUAAAGAGGGUCACAUUGGUCACUUGAAGGAAGCCUUCGAGAUAUUAAGGCAGUACGGGAUGAAAUUAAAUCCCGAAAAAUGCGUGUUCGGCGUAACUUCAGGAAAGCUCCUUGGUUUCCUAGUGUCACAAAGGGGAAUCGAGGUCAACCCGGAUCAAAUCGGGGCCAUUGAUGCAAUACCGGAGAUACUGACCAGCAAAAAGCAUGUGCAGAAAUUAACAGGGCGAAUAGCCGCCCUAUCAAGGGCACAGAAUAUCGAAGCAGAUGGCCUCGCUAAACUAGCUGCGGCCACCAAGAAUAUCAACAAGGAAAACAUGGUCACCCUCUUUCAUUCUGCAAUAGACCACGUCGAGAAGCUUGAGGAUGCCAAAGGGCUAUGGCCUGAACUGCUAUCGGAAGUAUUAUGGGCAUACCGCACUACGCCAAAAACUAGCACAGGAGAAACGCCAUAUUCACUAGUCUACGGGACUGGCGCAGUUAUACCCAUCGAGGUCGGGGAACCUAGUUUGAGGUACUCCAAUGAGAGCGGACCAAGCAACGACGAAAGUAGGCUACAAGAUCUGGAUGAGGUCGAAGAAAGGAGAGACAUGGCCCACAUAAGAAUGGUAGCCCAGAAGCAGCAAGUAGAAAGAUACUACAACAAGAGAGGCAAGGUGCGACCGCUCAAAGUCGGAGACUACGUCCUCAAGGCUAAAACAUAA